GCAAUAAGGUUCUCAAUUGACCAGUCCAGCUGAAUGUAACAUUCUUUCUCCAAGUAACGAGGAAAAGGAAGCACAAUGCGAUCUACAAGCCACUAUUUUUUUUUGAAUAAUUGACAUAUAGUAGAAGCCACUUUCCUUUGAGAUCUAACUGGAUUUCUUGCCCAUUUUGAUGCAUUGCAUGUUGUUGCCGUCUAAAUGAAGCAAGUCCUCUCUCAAAUAUUUUCAAAGAUUUGCUUGCCGUAAGGUGGGCCAUGUAUUUUUCUGAUUUGGAAAAGGAUCACUGCUACUACUGAGACAAAAUCCAAGGAAAGGGCAAAGAAAAGCAAAAACCUGAGUUUAAGAACCUAUCAAGCUCUGCUUUAAAUACACCUGAUCACUUGGCCUCCACAGCAACAAAUUCCACAGAUUCAUCACCCUCUGGCUGAAGAAAUUCCUUGUCGUCUCUGUUCUAAAGUGCAUGAAGAUUUGAAGCUCAGUAACAGUGCAGAUAAUUCAAGGUCUUGGUAUCGUGCAGAAGAUGUCAGGCUCAUACGACGAAUCCAGUGGAUUAGAGGAAACGACUGACAGUUUCUGGGAGAUUGGCAAUUACAAACGCUCAGUGAAGCGCAUUGAUGAUGGACACAGGUUGUGCAAUGAUCUUAUGAACUGUGUCAAUGAACGGGCAAAGAUAGAGAAGUCCUACUCUCAGCAGUUGACUGACUGGUCUAAAAGGUGGAAACAGCUCAUUGAGAAAGGAUCACAAUAUGGCACUCUAGAGAGAGCCUGGAUGGCAUUGAUGGCUGAGGCAGAUAAAGUGAGCGAGCUACAUCUGGAGGUGAGGAAUGCAUUAACCAGUGAAGAUUUUGAAAAGAUCAAGAAUUGGCAGAAAGAUUCCUUUCAUAAGCAGAUGAUAGGAGGCUUCAAAGAGACCAAAGAAGCAGAGGAUGGAUUCCGGAAAGCACAGAAACCCUGGGCUAAAAAACUAAAAGAGGUGGAGGCAGCCAAGAAAGCUUAUCACCUGGCCUGUAAAGAGGAAAAGAUGGCAGCCACAAGAGAGGCAAACAGUAAAGCAGAACAGUCUGUUACUCCAGAACAACAGAAGAAGCUACUGGACAAAGUAGAGAAAUGUAAACAGGAAGUGCAGAAGACAAAAGAGAAAUAUGAGAAAGCCUUGGAUGAAUUAAGUAAAUGUACACCACAGUACAUGGAGAAUAUGGAGCAAGUGUUUGAACAGUGCCAGCAGUUUGAGGAGAAGCGACUGGUUUUCUUCAGAGAAGUGCUGCAAGACAUCAAACGACACCUAAACCUCACUGAAAACAACAAUUAUGCCAACAUUUACCGAGAGCUGGAGCAGGUUAUCCGGAUUGCAGAUGCACAGGAGGAUUUAAAGUGGUUCAGCGCUACACAUGGACCUGGAAUGGCAAUGAAUUGGCCCCAGUUUGAGGAAUAUUCUCCAGACAUGACUCACACUAUUGCAAAAAGAGAGAAAGUAAAAAAGGCUAAUGAAGGUGUUACUCUGACUAAUGUCUCACCAGGGGGAGAGCAGGUGACUCACAAUGUCGAUCGGGGCAGCCCUAGUAUCUGCCAGAAUAAUGAAAGAAGUUGCAAUAUUAACCCUUUUGCUGAGAAUGAAGACAACCAGCAGGUGAAGGAAGUCCAGAAGGAGGAAAAGAAAAUCGUGAGCAGCUACGAGAAGAAUCAGGCAUACUCUGCUGAAUGGUCUGACGAUGAAACCAAUAACCCCAGCACAAAUGAUGCCAAUGGAGGAACAAAUCCUUUCGAUGAAGAGUCUUCUCCUGCCCAUGCGCAGGGUGUGCGGGUGCGCGCGCUGUAUGAUUACGAAGGACAAGAACAGGAUGAACUGAGCUUUAAAGCAGGUGAUUUCUUAACCAAGAUUGAAGAUGAGGAUGAACAGGGCUGGUGCAAAGGACGUCUGGAGAAUGGGCAGCUGGGCUUGUAUCCAGCUAAUUAUGUAGAAGUUAUCUGAUUAUACCUUGUAUUUAAUGAGCUACUUGUUGCUACUGUAUAUACAUGUUCUAGAUAAUGCUGUUCUUGUUCUGAGGUGAUUUGACAAAUCAUUUCACUUUGUAACUUUUGUUAGUAGAUUAGUGCCCUAUUGUCAUUUGUGUAAAUCAUGCCUCCAUCUGUCAGCUCAAAAGACUGUAUCCCUUUAAUGUGCAGUGUAAAAUACCUAUUUAACAAGAAACCUAUUUAACUUCAAGGUGAGCUCUUUUCCAUUCAUGAAGUGGCACACACUUUGUUCUUGCCAGAAAUUCUCAUUAUUAAUCCAGAUUCUUUGCUCUAACAAAUUGUUACACUUGUAGUUCUGUUGAUUUAAUUCAAAGUAGGGUUAGACCAGUAUCAGUCCCAUAACUGACUGUACAUCACUAGAUUACAGAAACACGCACACAUUUUUCACUACAAGGAGUGGGGAACCUUUAAAUUUCCUUCGCAUUCUUGCAUAUUGCAUUCAAAAAGAUGCUGAAUUAUGUUGGAUACUUGGUGCUUUGAUGCUUUACUUUGUUCCUUGUAGGCUUUUUUUUGACUACUGCAGUUCCAGUGGAAGACCAUUCAUGGGAAUGUCCAUAUUAUGAACAAAGGUUUCCAGUAAUUCUCAUUUAUCUAUUUAAGGGGAUGAAUGUGUUGAUCUAUGCUUACUAAAUAUCCAGUCAUCAACCAAGAAUUCUGCAGCUUUGAUCAGUGAGAGUAAUACUGAUUUGAAAUGUUUGUCACUGAAACCAUUGUUUGAAGAUGGUUCAAGGGCCCAGUUAUUAGCACAAUUGUUUAUUGCAGUGAAUUGUAGCAGUUGAAUACUUGAGGUGAAUUGAAUUCUGAUUAUUUAAGUGAAUACUCCAAUUAUGUAUGAGUUGUGGACUUGGCUUGGGACGAUGUCUGAAGAAUUAAGUACACAGAUAUAAAUUAAAUCUAUGCUGAUAACUGGGCAAAUGAUUGAUGUAAUGCAAUGUUGUUGGUUGUGUUUCCUUUGCCAUUACUUUAAUGUCAGUGUGUUAAUACUGCAGUUAAUCAAAUAUUAAUCCAAAAGUUCCUCUUUGAAAUAAUUGUGCCACUUUUAUGAGGUAGCCAGUAUUGUGUUAGGAAGUGUAGAGCAUUAAUAAGUAUUGCUGUUAAUUGGGUACCAUUUUACAGGCAUGCACUGUAAUGUAGACAUUUUCUAGAAAAUAUUAAGCAUAUUAAGUCUAACAAAUGAAGAGCAUAAUCGACCAUACAACAGUCACGUACAUUGAUGCUUUAAUAUUCAGUUCAGUGAAACGAAGUGCAAGUUGCAUGGCACUCAAAAGAAAGGAUUUGAAAAUAAUCUGCCUGGUCCAGGAUCUUUGCAGUUACAAUGUUCAAGAUCUGAAGUCUACACAGAUUUUACUCUGCUAAACUUGCUGGCUUCUGCCACCAGAGGGCUCAACUGCCUAUCUAUACAUGGCAGCAAAAUGACCAUACCUCUGGAAUAGCAAUCAUUUCCAUUUUUCUACACACACUGUUUGAAAGUUUAGAUUUUACUUCCAGGGUGAUUUUAAAAAAAGAAAACAAGCUUUUUGACCUUGAGACGGAAUGAAGUCUUUACCUUUAUUAGUGUUGGAAUAGAGAUUUAAUUGUAAUUUUAAAGCAAACAGUAACAUUUGAGAACUCUUCCCUUCCUUUUUCUGCCCCUUCAUCUGCAAACUCUGUCCAGAUAUUUUCUUGUUACCUGCUUAUCAAAAUAUUGAACACCACUUUUCCAAAGAAUAAGUCACUUUUUCUAUUUGGACCCAGUUGUCUCAAAAUAAUCAGUACAAAAGAGGAAAUAGAAACACUAAGCCAUCAAGAAUCGUUUUGUUUUGCUAGAUUUGCAAGGGAACUGGAAUGAUUGGCAUGUGCUCCCCUUUUUUGCAUGUGGGCAUUCAUACAGGUCAAGAUUAUAGAGUGGAGAGGGUGUCAGGAAAGUCUUAAGUCAUUGUAUUGCAAGCAAACAUCCAAAAGUAUACGGCACUCUACAAUCGCUGGAGUUACAAACCUACCAACUUCAAAUGGUUUUGUAAAAAAAAAUCUAACUGAAGUCUUUCUAUUCUGAAAGUUACUUGCAUAAUGAAGCCAAGUCUCAAAAGAAUCUCAAAUUUAUAAAACUUCCAACUCUUAAACAUUCUAUUAAAGAGGGUCAAAAAGGGAAAACAUUUGACAUUUAGUUUGUAGUUUAACUUGUGUAUCAUAUGAUUUUUUUUUAAUGUUUGCAUAGUACUUUGAUCUAAAUAUCGGAGGUGAGAAGCAAAUAUGUAACUACAGGUCUUUGUGCGUGGUACAUCUUAUGAGAGCUUCAGUGAUAAUGAGCAGCUAUAGACCAAUUGUCAUUCGUCAUUAUAUCAUAAUAUUUUGUAGAGGGAUCCUUACUUUAAUAUGUUCAAACAUUCACAUUACAAUCUGAGUUGUAAGCAAAUUCUUGCCCUUGUUAAUAUUGCCUCCCACUGCUGAAAGUACACUUAGGCUGGAGGAAGAUGUGGGGAUGGGGAGGAAAAGGAAAGGAAAUUUGGGAAUUGAGUACUGUCUAUUUUAAAAAUUAUUGGUUCAAUUCCCAAAGCAGUUCCAUGAAACAUCCACACUUCGCAUUUAUAGCCAAGUUUGUGAAUACCUUUCCUCAUUCUAUCUCCCUCCACACUUUUAUUUUGUUUGAUACCAGACUAGUCACUCAUUCCUGGUUCCUCAGCCAAAAGCUAGAUUGGUGCCAAAAUGCUUUGCCAUUAUAUAUGUAUGUGUCUACGUGUUCAUAUCCAUAGGAAAAAUGUAUCGUCUUACUUGUAUAUUCACUCAUCCUUUCUCCAGCUUGUUCACUUACUUGAUGUACCCUGACAUUUAAAUGUGCACUUCCAUGUGAAAUCCAUCUGCGCAUUUUUUUUCCAAGUUAUUCACCAGUAUUCAAUAUGAGGAACCAGGAAUAUUUUGCUCUGUAUUGCAGAUUCACACCUAGGUAGAAAACAAGUUGUUUGACAGCAUUCACUUUGUUGUUCCGAUCACUACAUGCACCAUGUAUUUGUUUGACCUGGUAUUUGCCUCAAUGUCCUUGUAAUUAGAUUGUGAUGCAAAUUGUUACCUGUAUGAAUCCAUCAAGACCUCUGCCAUGUUUGAAAAUACCACAAUUAUUGAAGUGCUUUAUAAAUAAGAGUUGCAUGGGGACUGAAUAUGACAGAAAAAUUAAUCAUACAAAUGGGGUGUGGCAUGAAAUCAUUACUGUGCAGUAACUAUCUACUCACUAUCAGCAGUCAUUUGUCAAGUCAAAUAAAUUGAACUAUCCAACAUUUCAAAAACUUAAAAUGUAGUAAAGUGAGAAUCUAGUGCUUCAAAAAAAAGAAUGUUAAUCCAAAUUAAGCAACUUUGAAGUGAGGAACAAGUAGGCUGUGAUUAUAAUGCAAAAGGGGUCUGGUGGCUCAACUCUUUCCUGCUUUAAGCUUUCAACAGAUAUUUAAAGGAAACGUGAGAAACAGGACAGUGAAAUGCAACAUAUUUUUGCCUCAUUGUUCAGCAGUUAAAAGAUUUUUGGAUUUUUCUAUUAAAAAAUUUUGUUCAUAAAUGUAUUGGUGCAGUUCCAGAUCUUAUUUCUGGCAGUUGUCCACCAGUGCCACUCUGAUCCCAGAAACUAGAAAGCUAGCUAUUGGGUGGAUGCAGCUGACUGCUAACUUUUAGUUCUCCAUGGCAAAGUUCCUGAUUUAGGUGGUCAAGUCUUAUUAGUGAAACAGGCAAGUGACAUUUGGACUAUUUGUGAUAUUAAACAAAAAAAAAUUCUUGGCAGCAAGUGUGAAGCUGAAGUGAUGUGAAACUGCCUCCUGAAGGUGAUCUCAGAUGUCUUGCAAAAGUUCACUACAGCACCUUCCAGCAAGUUUGUGCUACAUAGUACAACUGGCUCUGGUGGUGUUCUUACUCGCUUCCUGAAUGGGAUUAAAAUCUAUUGGUGGUAGUCUCAGGUGUAUAAACACAAGUUAAAUAGGUUUCAGCUUUUUAAUAGGUUUUUAAACUCCUGGAGCUGGGAGUUGACUAGAGGAGGUUAUGCACUAUUGAAACAUAUAACUCUAUACUUCACUCUAGUUAAUACAAAGAUGCAGCUGGGAAAAAAAUAUAUAUUUAGUAGAGUAUUUUGUAACCAAAUAUCUAUAAAGAAUAUAUAAUUUUGAAAAAGGAUAGCAUUCCUUGCAGAAGUAUAAAGUGCAGCUCAACUUGCGGAAUGUAAUGCAUUUGCAAUUCCUCAUCAAAAGAUACAUCAUACUUAGAAUUUGAGUAUGUGUAUAUUAGGAAGAGUGGUCGGAAUUAUGCAGAGGAACCUCCCUAACCCAAUGGGUACUAGCCAGCUGAUAAGUGGGUUGCCACUAUUUGCCAAGUUCAGAAUCAAGGCAGAUUGAUUUCAAGCAGAAAGUUAGGUCGAGGUCUGGGAUUUGCUUGGCAAAGAUUAAUUUGAUUCAGUCUUAAAUGACUUUCUACUUAUGAAUGAUAUGCAGGUGUAGAGAGUAAGAAUAGGAGUUGAAUUUAAAUCCAAAUGUCCAUACUUAUUUUAUUUGUAAGUUGUCAAUGGCAGUCUGGUGGCAGCCCCAUCAGUAACUUGGGGUGCGUUCCUGUAAUUCCUACCGACCAUUCUGCUAAAAGCACAAUCUGUGCGUAAUACAAGUUGUUGUUCAUUAAACUGAAAAGGCAGUGUCAGUGCUUAAUACAAAGCCAUUUGUGUGUCAUUGUAGUGACAUGUGGCAGUGCUAUAUUAGAAAUAUUGAUAUACCAUUCUGCAAAUUCAAUUCCAAAUACAUGUACAAAAGUUGCAUAUGAUGCUAUUGUAUAAUCAGUGUAUAUGACUCUAAUUUAACAAGUACCUUGUGAUUGUACUGUGUGGAUAUGUUUGAGCUGAAUUUCCUCUGUAUGAUCACUAUUGUGAAUUGAAAGCUCCUUUCCUUUAAAACCAAUGUUUACAUGCUAAUUUAGCUCUGAUACUACUGAUGUAGUGCCUGUUUGACCAAUACCUGCUGUUAAUGUGAACUGUAUACGAGUCUGUUUGAGCCAUAUUCGUAUGUGGUAUGGAAACUCUUACCCUUUCUUGCAUAGAAUUCUGGUGUGUCAGCUGAGCUCUGCCUCGGUGCCAUGCGUAUUACAUCACAAUGGUGGAGCAGAGAGCUUGUCAGAUCAGUGGGAAGAACAUUCAAGGACUAAGCUGAAUUAAGAAGCGAUUUAUAAAUCUUUAAGGGCAGGGGGUUUAUUAAUUUGGUAUUUUAUGAUGAACUGGGAACCUGAAUUUAAUUCAAAAUGCAGCUGUAGCAAAUGAGCAUUUAUUAAUGCAGGAAAAAGGGAACAAGUUGCUUAAGAAAUUUAUUCAAUAUUAAAGAGGCUUCUAUUUAUAUUCAGACUGCUAGAUGCACCAUUUCUCACUGCAGGAGUUGCUGCUGAUUCCCUAUAAUGAGUGGUAUAUUCUUUGACCAGGAAAGCCAGAUUUCCUACAAAUAACUGGUAUAUAAGUCACAUCUUUGUAUGUUACCUUACACUAGUGAGGUCUGACUACAGUCAACACUUGUAGCUGCAAUGGUGUGAAAUGCUUGCAUGUCUUCCAGGGCUCUAAGCAAAGUGCACUGCAACAUGUGUAGGGCAUUGUGUAGUUAAUCUAGGUCCUGGUUCAAUUAAGGGAAAGUUUCUUCAAUGAGCUGUUUAUGAAUUUUUUAAAAAUCUUAACCAAAUAGAGGUGGAGCCAUGGACUAUUGCCGGACAAGUAAUCAAUUGUUUUUGAAGUCUGAAUUUCUGAAACUUUAACUUCCUUCUAGUCCCUUCCCCUAAACAAAUAGUAGCUAUAACACAUGAGCAUUAGGUCUUUACUGAUUUUUGGUAAAUCGCUGAAUGCAUCCUCUGGCAGAUUCCAGAAUAUUGAAGAUUUGAAAUGUCAUGUUGAAUGAGAUCAUGUAGCUGACUCCACAAUAUUCCAGGAAAGUGCAACAAGCUGAAUCCAUGUUAUUGUGGCUUUGGUUGGAUAAAUUCCUUGUGUUGUAUGCUCCACAUGGCUAAGAAAGUAGUCACCCUUAUUGAUAUCACCUGAGGACUUCUGAUUAAAACAAAACUCAAUAAAGAGAAUAUUUUA
This is a messenger RNA of Pristis pectinata (smalltooth sawfish), 8059 nucleotides long. RefSeq names its product protein kinase C and casein kinase substrate in neurons 1b (gene pacsin1b). Bases 518 to 1966 code for a protein of 482 amino acids. Lineage: Eukaryota; Metazoa; Chordata; Chondrichthyes; Rhinopristiformes; Pristidae. The record is from RefSeq and is a predicted model, not a curated record. The transcript has 12 exons. Gene Ontology annotation, biological process: cytoskeleton organization; positive regulation of dendrite development; regulation of endocytosis. Gene Ontology annotation, cellular component: endosome; cytoplasm; plasma membrane. Gene Ontology annotation, molecular function: phospholipid binding; protein binding.